Molecule: messenger RNA, 210 nt
Organism: Aphanomyces invadans
Lineage: Eukaryota; Oomycota; Saprolegniomycetes; Saprolegniales; Verrucalvaceae
Exons: 2
Coding region: 1-210 (69 amino acids)
Source: RefSeq, a predicted model, not a curated record
AUGUGGCUUUUCGAUGAGUCCGUCCAAGCCCGGCGAGACAGUGUCAUUCGAACUGCAGGCACCUAUGAAAUGAAGUCACUUCCAGUGACCAAGGAUGUGAACCGAGCGCUCUUGAUCGGCAAGAUGCUGGUGGCAAACGCCGGAGUUGCGUUCUACGACUAUCCCUUCGAGCAGGUGUAUCGUAUCAUUUUGACGCUCCUGGGGGCAUGA